AUGUCUUGCCAAGUGCAUGCGCGCUCCGGCGCAAUGCCUGACCGUAUAUGGGACGAAACCGUUGCGCUCGGCACGGCUCCCAUAUUCGACGAUGCUAUAUAUCUGGCCGAAGCCUUGGGUCUGCCUAUGAAUCAGAAUGAGGACCAUCUCGACGCCGAGGUGGCGCUGCUUGCUCGCGAAUCUGGUGUCCCCGAUUCUUAUCGUUUCGUACCCCCGCCAGAAACCAUCUCUCGCGCAAUCUCGACUAUGACGCUGGAUAGCGAUCAGAGAAGUUCCAGAUCAAUUCACUCUCAAGAAACGCAGUCAACAAGCUUCACGUCCGCGCCUUCCCGAACUUCCAGAGACCUCAUUUUCUCCACUGACGGCUCAACCACAAGAAGGGCACCUCCAGCACGCUCACAGAUUACGUCACCUGUUGAGAAGUCUCGAGACUUUGUUGACCGUCCCGAAUCUGAUUUCCAGUCAAGACAAUCAUCGACACUGUCCAUCACACCUUCCGCCAUCUCCAGCUCAGCCUCGUCACAGCAAGCGCAACCAAGGAAGAAACGGGGCUCCGUCAUUUUCUCCAUGUUCAGAAGGGAUUCAGGGACACAACAGAAGGAAGAGCUUGCACGUGUCUCGCUGUUCGAGUGCAGCCAAAGAAAAGCCUUGUCAGCGUACCAAUAUUGUUCAAUGCAACAAUUGGGAGAACAGCUUGAGAUUGAUAAGAACGAACGGAUCGGACAGCACAAUGAGGACCUGGAGCGAUUAGAAGAACGACAACUUCUCGCUGAACACGACCUGUUGAAAGCACAAGCUCAAGAGACACAGAACGUAGCGACAGCCCUAAAGUAUAUUGAGGCGUAUUGCCUACGUACGAGAAGCAACCAAGAGCGUGUGCAUGCUGUGUCGGAGGAAGACUUGAAGAAGCUGGACCACCAAAGAUUGAUCCAACAGGAUCUUCCCAGACGACACGCGAGUGCAAUCAACGUCUUACGAGCAAGGCAAGAGAUGGACACCGCACGAAGACUAGAAGCACAAGAAGCAGAGCUACAGCAAUUAGGCAUUGAGCACGAGAAAAGGAAGUUUGCAAAAGAAGCGGAAUAUCACAAGGAGCUGGCAAGGCUUGAAACCGUUAUCGAAUUAAGAAGAAAGAGGCUUCUACAAAGGUGGGAUCUCAGGUUUGAAAUAUGGCGACGUGACUGGGAAGCGCAGCACGACACGACUCUGACGGUAGAACUCGAACACGAAGACUGGCCACCUCGCAAAGCAGAUCACACGAUUUCCAUACCUGAAGCAAGUUUGCUAGCUCAGUACAUCAAGGCUGCGGCAUGA
This is a messenger RNA of Alternaria novae-zelandiae, 1314 nucleotides long. RefSeq lists its product as uncharacterized. The coding region runs from base 1 to 1314 and encodes 437 amino acids. NCBI's taxonomy places the organism in Eukaryota, Fungi, Ascomycota, Dothideomycetes, Pleosporales, Pleosporaceae. The record is from RefSeq and is a predicted model, not a curated record. The transcript is spliced from 4 exons.